Molecule: messenger RNA, 6574 nt
Organism: Thamnophis sirtalis
Lineage: Eukaryota; Metazoa; Chordata; Lepidosauria; Squamata; Natricidae
Source: RefSeq, a predicted model, not a curated record
UUUGCAGCUUAGAACCAGAAAAUGUUCAAGCUGAUCCAAAGAACUAUACCAGUCUCCUUGUAACUUGGGAAAGGCCACGUGUUGUAUAUGACACAAUGAUAGAAAAAUUUGCUGUUUUUUACCAACAGUUGGAAGGAGAAGACCAGACAAAGCAUGAAUUUCUAACAGAUGGUUAUCAGGACUUGGAGGAAGAUGAAAUGGAAGAUGAAAGGACAGGGUUGGAUGAAGACGCUACUGUAAUUGCCAGUAGAGAUAGUGCAACAAACCAAAUCAAAAAAAGCAAGUUCCAGUUUACCACAUCUAGCUACAGUCAGGAAAGGAUGGAAACAAAAUUCAGUGAAGAUGGAAUACCGAGAUAUUUCACAGAAGAGAAAUACUUACAUGAUCGCUCCAAAGCAACUUUUGAUCAAACUUUUCCACCUUUCACUGAAGGACUAAAAGAGGAAGAGAAUAACCCCAUGGAAUUUCAAGCAGCAACAGCAAUUGUUCCUCCUGCAAGCAGCUCCACCAAAGGUAAUGAGGAAGAGUAUGCACACACUUUUUCUGGCAAUGAAACAACCAGAGAAUCUGCUGCUGAUAGUAAUGAAGAUGAUAUAGAGGUAUCUGCUUUUAAGCCUGACCUAGAAACUGAUGACUCUUGGGGUUCCAUUCCUAUCACCUCUGCUACCCGGUUAGUUACUUUGGAGACAUCUCAGGAAAAUACGUUUAGUUCUGGAAGUCCAGACACAACCACACAGGAUGAUCUUUCUCAAAACUAUGUCAAAAUUCUAUCAGAUGACAUGUUACCCUCAAAAGCAGAAGAAUCUGCCCCCAAAAUAUCUGCAAUCAAUGAAAAUGAGUGGUAUCCUAAUAGCACAGAUAGUACUGCUGUUGCAUUGGAUAGCAAGGAUCUUUCUAACGUUAAUUCCCCUAUUCCUACAACAGCACUUUAUCCUAAUGAUCCCGAGGGGCCACAAGAUACUUCAGUUGCAGUUACAGUAUUGCUACAUUCUUCUACCUUUGCUCUCUCCUCUUCUGAGUUAUCAUCUUACUCUGUCUCAUCAAAUUCUGAAGAACGUGGCUCUGCUUCUUCUGGAAGUGAGGUACUCUCUCAGACAACUCAAGCAGUUUAUAAUGGUGAGAUACCACUUCAACCUUCCUACAGUAGUGAAGUGUUUCCUCUAGUCACCCCUUUAUUGUCUGACACUCAGUUGCUCAACAUUUCCCCUGAAGCAUCAAGUAGUGAUGUGACCUUGCAUGCUACACCUGUAUUUCCCAGUGUUGGUAUGUCAUUUGAAUCCACCUUGUCUUCCUAUGAUGAUGUACCUCUGCUUCCAUUUUCCUCUGCUUCCUCCAGUAGUAAAAUGUUUCACCAUUUAUAUAUGGUUUCUCAAACAUUUCCACAAGUUGCUCCAGCUAUUGAAAAUGAUAAAGGGUCUCUGCAUGCUUCUUUGACAUUGGAGGAGGGUGGCACAUUAACCAAAUCAUGGCUCACUCAGUUUUCUGAUGUGACAUCAUAUCAGAUGGUCCAUGCUACUUCAGAGACAUUGGGAUUUGGCCAUGAUAGAACUCACUUGUUAUCUCAAGUGGAGCCACCCAGCAAUGAUUUCAAUGGGCAUGAAGUGUCUACAAUGUCUGAAUCUGUUUAUGCUUUAUCUGGUAAUAUGGGUUCUCCUCAAACUGUUGCUGCUUCUUAUCACACGUCUGAAUUUGUGCAUGAGUCUGUUGGCACAUUUCAUCAUGGUCCAUUGUUUAGCAUCUAUAGCAAUAUGCCGGUGCCUAAGCCUUCUUCUGCAGUCUCGCAAGCUGAUACUUUUCUGCAGCCUCCAUGUUUUCUUUCUAGUGAAACGGAUUGCUCUGAGGCUCAUUCUGGUAGUGAGUCCCUUUUGCCUGACACAGAUAUUUGGUCGGUACUGAAAGCUUCUUCGCAUGUUUCUUCCAGUGAAGUAAUGUGCAGCACACCUGUAUUCACAGGUGAAGUUGAGAUGACUCCCCAAAAUGGUGUAAUGCAUGGAUAUGACAAAGGACUGCAAAUUUCUGCUUCUCAUACUGGAAAUGAAAUGACUGAACCUCCUCCAUCCAUUUCUAAUUAUGAGAUUCCUAAGCAGGAUACACGUCCUCAAGAAAGCCUCAUUACUGUCUCUAGUGCAAAGGGAAUCCUGCCAGGAUCUAUUGCUUUUCCUGCUACUAAGGUGUUUGAUUAUUAUGUUAGUAAGCGCUUGGAAAAUGUUCCUAUUCGGUCUUUGCAUGUUGCAACUCCGGUCUUUGAUGACACUUUGCUUAAGCCUAUGCUUAGUGCAAACUCACAGCAAGCUUCCUCUACCCCUGCUUCUAGCAAAACACUGCCUUCUCCCAGCCAGCAGUACUUUUACUGGGCUUCAGCUACCCUAAAUAAUAUUUCAUUGCUGCAAACCUCAUUUCAAUCCUCCAAUGAUGAUACAGUGCGUAAAACAUCUGUGCCUGAUGAUCCAGUACUGGUUGAAAAUGUUACAAAUGGUCAUAGUAGUAAUUUUGUUUUUAACCAAAUAUUGCCUCAAAUAGCCACAAAUGCAGCUGAAUAUAAAAAAGUAUUGCAUUCUACAUCAAAACCAUCUGCUGUAAAUAUAUCCCAUACUGUUGGUAAGGCUUUCAGUUCGCCAGAAAGUUUAACGUUUCCCCAUAUAAGUGAUGAGUACAUCUCUCCCUAUUUGCAUAAGAGUGAAGACAUACAACAGGUUUCUCCUUCCUUGUAUAAUAAUGGUGUGCCGUAUCCACCAACCAAUUUUGAAAAUAAAAAUGCUUUCCCCUUGAAUGCAGUGAAUACAGUGACUAUUCCUAUUGGGCCAACUGAAAUGUUGCCAAAUGCAGCUACCUUUGCUCACAAUCUUCCAAAUGAUUGGCCAAAGGCUGAGUCUCUCACUUUAUCCUCAAGUGCUAAGAUAGUUGAUGUGACAUUUUCUAUGCCUGAAGUAAUCGCUGAUUCUAUUCAGCAUGCGUCUAUCAAUGCACCAGAUACACAUAGAUCUCUUACGGCUGAUUCUUCCAGCAGUGAAGGCAGCAAAAGUUUAAACCCUCUAUUAAUUCCCACUCAAUUGCUCCCCACAACCAGUUCUGAUCGUGAACCAUGGUCUUCUCUGGUUGAUCAUGAAUACGAUGAGUAUGAUAGUGGCUUGCCUGUAAGUGGUUGUCACACAUGCAUUUCCAACAGAGAAACUCGGGAAGAGGUAGAUGAGCCAGCUACUGACCUAAACAAUGCAAACAGUCAUCAGAACAUAAUUAGAAAACUACAUUUUGAAAGGCCUCAGAAAAAGGAAGCGAAGAAAAUCCUUAGUUCUCUGUCAGACCAUACAGUUACUGAGGAGACUGAUCAACUCAAGCAAGCGUCAGUUCCCGCCAUGGCCCCAAACAGGAAGAUGAAGAAGCACGGUGAUCAGGCUUUACUGGAUAAUUCUGCUCAGACUCUUAGCAACCCAUUGCCAAGAACAUUAGAAUCUAAAUCUUGGUCAGUUUUUACCAGUGAUGAAGAAAGUGGUUCUGGCCCAGGUACCUCAGAUAGCAUAAAUGAGGAGAUGUCAACAGAUUUCAGUUUCUUUGGUGUUAAUGAACAUGACUUGGAAGGGGUGGUUGGAACAGGUAACUCAGAAUUAACUCCUGGACUGCAAGAGUCAUCAAUAGAAUUCAUAUCUAGAGCUGUCUCCACAGUCUUCAACAUUUCUGAGGCAGAAGCAAGUAAUAGUAGCCAUCAGUUGAUUAUUGGACUGCCAGAACAGAAGACAGUUAUACCCCUUGUGAUUGUAUCAACCUUGACAUUCACCUGUCUAGUGAUACUUGUUGCUAUUCUAAUAUAUUGGAGGAAAUGCUUUCAAACUGCACACUUUUAUUUAGAGGAUAACACAUCUCCUCGAGUGAUAUCCAUUCCCCCAGCACCCGUGUUUCCUGUGUCAGACGAUGUUGGAGCAAUCCCAACAAAACAUUUUCCAAAACAUGUUGCGGAUUUGCAUGCCAGUAAUGGAUUUCCAGAAGAAUUUGAGGAAAUCCAGAGUUGCACAGUAGAUCUAGGAAUUACAUCAGACAGUUCCAAUCAUCCUGAUAACAAGAAUAAGAAUAGAUACAUAAAUAUAGUUGCCUAUGAUCAUAGCAGAGUUAAACUUACCCAACUUUCAGACAAGGAUGGAAAAGUUACUGACUAUAUUAAUGCCAAUUAUGUUGAUGGCUACAACAGACCAAAAGCUUAUAUAGCCGCCCAAGGGCCUUUAAAAUCAACAGCAGAAGAUUUCUGGAGAAUGAUAUGGGAACAUAAUGUGGAAGUCAUUGUAAUGAUAACGAACCUUGUUGAGAAAGGACGGAGAAAAUGUGACCAGUACUGGCCUGCUGAUGGCAGUGAAGAAUAUGGAAAUUUUCUGGUGACCCAAAAGAGCAUUCAUGUUCUCGCCUAUUACACCGUGAGGAAUUUCACUAUCAGGAACACCAAAGUGAAGAAGGGCUCCCAGAAAGGAAGGUCAAGUGGUCGUUUAGUUUCUCAGUAUCAUUAUACUCAGUGGCCUGACAUGGGUGUUCCUGAAUACACGUUGCCAGUGCUGGCAUUUGUUCGAAAGGCAGCCUAUGCUAAAAGACAUGCUGUAGGUCCUGUGGUGGUGCAUUGCAGUGCUGGUGUUGGAAGGACAGGCACAUACAUAGUAUUAGACAGCAUGCUCCAGCAAAUUCAACAUGAAGGGACUGUCAACAUAUUUGGGUUCCUGAAGCAUAUUCGAACACAAAGGAAUUAUUUGGUGCAGACAGAGGAACAGUACAUCUUCAUUCAUGAUGCACUUGUGGAAGCCAUACUAAGCAAAGAAACAGAAGUACCGGAAAAUCACAUUCAUGCCUAUGUGAAUUCACUCUUAAUACCAGGACCAAUGGGAAAGACAAGAUUAGAGAAACAGUUCAAGCUUCUGAACCAAUCAAAUAUACAGCAGUGUGAUUAUUCUACUGCAUUGAAACAGUACAACAGAGAAAAGAACAGGACUUCAUCUAUAAUUCCUGUGGAAAGAUCUAGAGUUGGUAUUUCAUCGUUGUCUGGUGAGGGCACUGAUUACAUUAAUGCUUCCUAUAUUAUGGGUUAUUAUCAAAGUAAUGAAUUCAUUAUUACCCAACAUCCUUUGCUACACACUAUCAAAGAUUUCUGGAAAAUGAUAUGGGAUCACAAUGCUCAAAUAAUUGUUAUGCUCCCUGACAGUCAGAAUAUGGCAGAAGAUGAAUUUGUCUACUGGCCAAACAAAGAAGAUCCUAUAAACUGUGAGAGCUUUAAAGUCAGCCUGAUUUCAGAAGAGCAUAAGUGUUUAUCCAACGAAGAGAAGCUCAUAAUCCAGGAUUUCAUUUUAGAAGCUACACAAGAUGAUUACGUUCUUGAAGUGAGGCACUUUCAGUGUCCAAGAUGGCCAAAUCCAGAUAGCCCUAUUAGUAAAACAUUUGAACUUAUAAGCAUCAUAAAAGAAGAAACUUCCAACAGAGAUGGCCCUAUGAUUGUGCAUGAUGAGUAUGGAGGAGUGACAGCGGGUACCUUCUGUGCUUUAACAACACUUAUGCAUCAGCUAGAAAAUGAAAAUUGUGUGGAUGUUUAUCAUGUAGCUAAGAUGGUCAAUUUGAUGAGACCUGGAGUCUUCACAGAUACUGACCAUUACCAGUUUUUGUACAAAACUGUCCUCAGUCUUGUUAGUUCAAGGCAAGAAGAAAAUCCCUCGAUAUCCAUCGACAGUAAUGGCUCAGUUUUACCAGAUGGCAGUGCAGCGGAAAGCUUGGAAUCAUUAGUUUGACUUCAAUCAAAAUAUGACAGAGCAAUUAUCCAGAGCUGGAAAUAUUUCCUUUUUUUACAUGGGGCAGGGUGAUGUCCAGCUAUUAAAUAAUCUUUUUUUAAAAUUUCAUUUGAUUUGAAUAAACAUUUCUUGCAAAUGCAUUAACAAUGUGUGCCUUUUUGAAAAAAAAAUCUCGUAAUGCAUUUUGUUAUGUUUGAACUAAUUUUACUGAACUCUGCAGUUUCUAAGAAUGGUAUGUAGUCUUUUACAGUAUUAGUUUUUAAUUUUUGUGAUUACAUUUUCACUUAAAUUUUAUCAUAACUAUAGAUGCUGAAGUUUUCAGCAACACACAUUUUAGUAUCCAAUUCAUUGUUAUUUAUAGCACUCCUAAUACCUUUGUUAGAAAUUUAACUUUUAAUAUGGUAGAAUGUAAAUAUAUUCUCUGUAAUAUUCAACAUUUUAAGACUUUAGUAGGCAUUUAGUAGAACUGAUACUUAUUGUAAAUAUUUCUAGAGUGGAUUCCAUGGACCAAAUUUAUAUUUAUAAUUGUAGAUUUUUAUAUUUUACUACAAAGUCAGUUUUCUAGUUCUGUGUAAUUGCAUUGUUAAAAUGAUGUAGUUCUUAAUUUUAGUAGCUUCUGAUAUAUUGUCAUGCAUCCUAAAUGGUAACUAUCUCUGCAUGUAAUUUUAACUUUUGUGGGAAAUCGAAAUAUACUUGUUUUGAAAUACGAAGUUUCUAUGAAAAUAACGUCUGUACUAAGCAUUGUUUCAAUGUUUUCUAUCCACGGCAUUACAAAAAUGAGUAUCAAUAUUUCAGCUUGUAUUGAACACUUGGCAAAAAUAAAA